AUGGUCCACCACGAUCACGAACACGAAUACUCUGUCGACACCAUCCGCCGGUCGGCAACAGGCAAACCCGACGAUGUCCUCAAGAAGAUCCUCGUCGCCAACCGUGGUGAAAUCGCCAUCCGCGUCUUCCGUUCCGCCCACGAGCUCGCCAUGAAGACCGUUGCCCUGUUCUCUUAUGAGGACCGUCUCUCUAUGCACCGUUACAAGGCUGAUGAGGGAUACCAGAUCGGCGAUCCAUCAAAGUUCACCCCCGUCGGCGCAUACCUGGCCCAGGACGAGAUCAUCCGCAUCGCCAAAGCCCACGACGUCUCCAUGAUCCACCCCGGUUACGGUUUCCUGUCCGAGAACGCUGAGUUUGCCAAAAAGUGCGCCGACAAUGGCAUUGCCUUCGUCGGACCUGAUGCCCAUGUGAUCGAAGCCCUUGGUGACAAGACCAAAGCUCGUACCAUCGCUAUUGCGGCCGGUGUUCCAGUUGUGCCCGGUACCCCUGGACCCAUCAAGUCUGUCGCCGAGGCCGAGGCCUUUGUCAAACAAUACGGCUUCCCAGUUAUUAUCAAGGCAGCUAUGGGAGGUGGUGGACGCGGUAUGCGUGUGGUCCGAAGCCAGGGAGAGUUCGCAGAGGGAUUCGAGCGUGCUACCUCCGAGGCCAAGCAGGCAUUCGGUGACGGCACCGUCUUCAUUGAGCGUUUCUUGGACAAGCCCCGUCACAUUGAGGUCCAGCUGUUGGCUGAUAGCGCCGGAAACGUCAUUCAUCUCUUCGAGCGUGAUUGCUCUGUCCAACGUCGUCACCAAAAGGUUGUCGAGAUUGCCCCUGCAAAGUCCCUUACCCCCUCUGUCAGAGAUGCUAUUCUCAACGAUGCCAUUAAGCUGGCCAAGCAUGUCGGAUACAAGAACGCAGGAACCGCAGAAUUCUUGGUUGACCAGCAGGACCGCCACUACUUUAUCGAGAUUAACCCCCGUAUUCAGGUCGAACACACCAUCACCGAGGAGAUCACUGGUAUUGACAUUGUUGCUGCUCAGAUUCAGAUUGCUGCUGGAAUUCUCUUGCCCGAGCUCGGAUUGACCCAGGAAAAGAUUCAGAUUCGCGGCUUCGCUAUCCAGUGCCGUGUCACCACAGAGGAUCCCUCCCAGGGCUUCCAACCAGACACAGGCAGAAUUGAGGUUUAUCGAUCGGCUGGUGGAAACGGUAUUCGUCUGGACGGAAGUCAGGGAUUUGUCGGUGCUGUCAUUACUCCUCACUACGACUCCUUGCUGGUCAAGGUUACUUGCUCUGGCGCUACCUAUGAACUUGCCAGACGCAAGGUUGUCCGUGCCCUGGUUGAGUUCCGUAUCCGCGGUGUCAAGACCAACAUUCCCUUUGUGCAGCGUCUUGUGACCCACGACACUUUUAUUCAGGGCAAGUGCUGGACCACCUUUAUCGAUGACACCCCUAGUCUCUUCAACCUCGUCAAACAGCUCAACCGUGCCCAAAAGAUGCUCGCCUACCUGGGAGACGUCGCCGUCAACGGCCCUAACAUCGCCGGUCUCAUUGGCGAGCCAUUGUUGAAGAAGGAGUUGUUGAUUCCCAACUUAUCGAGCAAGGAGGAUACCACCCAGGUGCUGGAUGUGACUACUCCUCCUACUACAGGAUGGCGCAAGAUCUUCUUGGAGAAGGGCCCUGAGGCAUUCGCCAAGGCUGUGCGUGACUACAAGGGAGUUCUCAUCAUGGAUACCACCUGGAGAGAUGCCCACCAGAGUUUGCUCGCCACUCGUGUCCGUACCAUCGAUCUGUUGAACAUUGCGCCGACAACUGCUUUUGCUUUGCAGAACGCCUUUGCGUUGGAGAUGUGGGGAGGUGCCACCUUCGAUGUCGCGUUGCGCUUCUUGCACGAGGACCCCUGGGACCGUCUGAUCCAGCUCCGCAAGCUUGUCCCCAACAUUCCCUUCCAGAUGUUGUUCCGUGGCGCCAACGCCGUCGGAUACACGUCUUACCCCGACAACGUCAUUUACGACUUCUGCGCCAAGGCUGUCCAGUCCGGCAUGGAUAUCUUCCGUAUCUUUGACAGUUUGAACUACAUCGAGAACAUGCGUCUCGGAAUCCGUGCCGUCAAGGCUGCGGGUGGUAUUGUUGAGGCCGCUGUCUGCUAUACUGGAGAUGUCUCGGACCCCAAGCGCACCAAGCACAACCUGGAGUACUACGUCAACUUUGUCCAGGAGCUCGUUGACGAGGGCAUCCACGUUCUGGCGAUCAAGGAUAUGGCUGGUCUCUUGAAGCCCGCAGCUGCCACCAUCCUCGUCGGCGCUAUCCGCAAGCGCUUCCCUAACCUCCCCAUUCAUAUGCACACCCACGACACUGCCGGUACUGGAGUUGCCUCGAUGUUGGCUGCCGCUGCUGCUGGUGCCGAUGUUGUUGAUCUGGCUAUCGAUGUCAUGUCCGGAAUCACCUCGCAGCCCUCGAUGGGAGCAGUCGUCGCUGCAUUGGAGCACACGGAGCUCGGCACUGGUAUCCGUCAGGAGGAUGUGAUUGCCCUUAACAGCUACUGGGAGCAGGCUCGUCUCUUGUACUCUGGAUUUGAGGCUAACGUCCGUGCCGCUGAUUCGGGAGUCUACCAGCACGAGAUGCCCGGUGGUCAGUACACCAAUUUGAUGUUCCAGGCCCAGCAGCUCGGACUCGGUACUCAGUGGAACGAGAUCAAGAAGGCAUACAUCGACGCCAACGCCCUCUGUGGAGAUAUCGUCAAGGUCACCCCUUCGUCCAAGGUUGUUGGAGAUCUGGCCCAGUUUAUGGUCUCGAGCUCGUUGAGCCGUGAGGAUGUGUUGGAGAAGGCAGCCUCGUUGAACUUCCCUACUAGUGUUGUAGAGUUCUUCCAGGGAUACCUCGGACAGCCCUAUGGAGGAUUCCCCGAACCUCUCCGGACGGCGAUCAUCCGUAACUUGCCUCGUAUUGAGGGCCGCCCCGGUGUUGACAUGGGCGACUUUGACCUGGUGGGAUUGAAGCUUGCAUUGACGAAGAAGUACGGCAAGUCGAUCCGCGAUGUCGAUGUCUCGUCGGCCGCCAUCUACCCCAAGGUCUUUGAGGAGUACCGCCAGAAGGUCGAGGCCUAUGGUGAUCUCUCUGUCUUGCCUACUCGGUACUUCUUGAGCAAGCUCGAGUUGAACGAGGAGGUGAACGUCCAGAUCGAGAAGGGCAAGACCCUGAUCAUCAAGUUGCUCGCCGUGGGACCCAUCAACGCCUCGGGCAAGCGUGAUGUCUUCUUCGAGUUGAACGGAGAGGGUCGUAGCGUCAGCAUCCAGGACAAGAACGCCGCUGUCGAGCACACGGCUCGUGAGCGGGCUGACCCCAGCAAGAGUGGCGAGAUUGGUGCACCCAUGUCGGGAGUCGUUGUCGAGAUCCGUGUCAAGGAGGGUACGAUUGUGAAGGAGGGCGAUCCUAUUUGUAUUUUGUCGGCCAUGAAGAUGGAGACAGUUGUGUCAGCGCCUGUUUCGGGCAAGGUCGAGUACGUGGCUAUUAAGGAGAACGAUUCGCUUUCUAACGGCGAUCUCGUUGUUCGUAUUGUCCACGAGUAA
This is a messenger RNA of Linnemannia hyalina, 3546 nucleotides long. The record is from the annotation of a GenBank genome assembly. NCBI's taxonomy places the organism in Eukaryota, Fungi, Mortierellomycota, Mortierellomycetes, Mortierellales, Mortierellaceae.